Echinostoma caproni is the source of this 288-nucleotide messenger RNA. Lineage: Eukaryota; Metazoa; Platyhelminthes; Trematoda; Plagiorchiida; Echinostomatidae. The record is from the annotation of a GenBank genome assembly.
AUGCGCGGGGAAUCCAAAUCGUCCACGGCCGUUGCUUCGAAAUCCUUGUCCAACACAAGUCGGGCGGGUGAUUGGCUUGGCAAAAAGACCAGAUCGGACGAAAUGAAAAUGAAAGAUAUCGAUCGUAUUGCCUCGAACGCACAACGGAAGAGACAAGUGUCAUCCAGAUUUGUGGGCAGUGAAGGAGAUGACCUAAAAGCUCUACCACUGCUAGUAGACCAAUUCCAUGAAUGUACGGUAUCCGUCGAAGCUUUGGGGCAGGAAUUGUUGGACGGAAUUCAGAUUUGA